Messenger RNA from Tachysurus fulvidraco (yellow catfish), 3089 nucleotides. RefSeq names its product beta-1,4-galactosyltransferase galt-1-like. The coding region runs from base 5 to 1474 and encodes 489 amino acids. The record is from RefSeq and is a predicted model, not a curated record. The transcript has 2 exons. NCBI's taxonomy places the organism in Eukaryota, Metazoa, Chordata, Actinopteri, Siluriformes, Bagridae.
UCUUAUGCUGCAUGCUCCAACACACACACACACACACACACACACACACACACACACACACACACACACACACACACACACACACACACACACACACACAGACUGCACAAAAAACAAGAUGAAUACUCAGACUGCUGAUCUUCGCAGUACAGAACAAGUCUCACGGCAGUCUGUUUUUCCAAAGACUUUCUUUAUCAGAAUGAUCAUUUUUGUGCUCAUAUUUGUGAUAUAUAUGCCUGACUAUGUUUACCCUCACUGGAAAAAGUCAAACCUUACAGCAUGCAGAGAAAAAGUAAAAUAUGACCCAAUCAUUAAAGUCACCAAUCUUAAAACAUACAUGGUUGGCUCCUAUGUAGAGCACCGACAAGAGGUGAAAAUGAUACGGACAAUUGCUAUUGUGCUUCGCAGUGAAAAUGCAGAGUAUCAAUGCAUGCUGUGCUGCAAUGGAACGAAGGUGUCAGUAUCUGCUACUUUAAACAUUCACUCUGAUCACUAUGGGUUUGAGUACGGCACUGCUGAUAUUAUAUGCCAAAUACCGGAAGAGUGUACAACACCAACACAUGUGGCUAUCACUUCCAAAUCACCUAAAGGGAAUGGAUUAUUGCAGGAUAUUCAUGCCUUCCAACCUGUUAGGAAUCAACAGAAACAGGAAGUUUUUCCCUAUGAAUUCACAGUUUGCAUUUCAACCAUGUAUGACUAUGAGAAUGUAUUGCUGCUUGUGCAGGCCAUGGAGAUGUUCAGGAUACUCGGUGUCCAGAAGGUAGCUAUUUACAAAACCAGCUGCAAUAAAGAUACACAGAAGGUCCUGGAUUAUUACGUCAGGAAGAACUUUGUGGAGCUCAUCCCUUGGAGUGUAUCGUCCUACAUUAAUGUGUCCAGAGGCUGGCAGAAGUUUAAAUCGCCAGGGGAACUACACUACUUUGGGCAAAUCGCAGCACUUAAUGACUGUUUGUAUCGUUACAUGUACAAGAGUCACUAUGUAUCUCUUCAAGAUCUGGAGGAAUUCAUUCUACCUUUGAAUUUAAACAAUUGGACCGAGCUUCUGCCUGAAUUGGAGAGGAAAUAUGGUCAGGAGGUGGGAUUUGAGUUUGAGAAUAAUGUUUUUCCUAUUUACUUGAAGGAUCCAAGAUCCAAAAAGUAUUCACCAGACUCCUGGAAGAAGGUUCCGGGACAAAACAUUUUAGAAUAUGUUUAUAGGUUAGUCAAUGAUCCUUCAAAAUUCAAUAAUUUCAAAGUUAUUGUAAAUCCUCGUCUAGUGUUUGAAACUUCAGUCCAUGGAUUUUUGAAAUCAAUGACGGGUACUGUGAGAGUGAACCCUGAAGUUGCCCGCAUGUAUAACAUAAAGAACUUUGCAAAAGAAGAUGCGUUAACAGAUAAAAGCAUACUGGACACACAUCUCAGAGACUAUGCAGAUAUGCUGAUACCUGCUGUUUCUGAAGUGCUUUAUAUAGCACUAAACUUGCCAAAAGUGUAAAACAAGUCUGUGAUGAGAUAGACAACUAUAUGUAAAAAGUAUGGUCAUGAUAUGUUAAGAGUAAAGAAGCCAUUUUAUAUAAACAUACCAAGCAAAUCUAAAAUACCAAAUGCACUCUGAUAAAGCUGGAGAGUUUAGCUGAAUUGUACAAGACAGGAAGCAGUACAUUUCCAAAGAAUAUUUCUUAAUAAAUUAAUUCUUAUGAAAUAUAAGUAUUUAAGCAUUUAUUCAGGAGGAUUAAACUGUUCAGCAUGUUGUCAGUGACUAUUGGUUUAUUAUCAUUUCAACCUUUUUAUCGUAAUUAUUAUUUAAAUUGUUUUAAUUGCAGCUGCUGAUUCCUGUCAAUUUUAACUACAAUAGUUUCAAUAUGAAUAGUACUUAUGAUUGCAGUAGACAGCUUCACAUUCAUAGACAGCACAGAUGGAAGGAAAUAAUCACAAUCUUCAGCAAUCGCCCCAGACAUCUGUCUGUAGUGCGGUCAAAAGCAAGCCUCCUGUAAGCUGUGAUAUUAGGAACUAAUUUGAUUACAGAAAGGUUUAUGAUGGCCUAUUAUUUCAAUUGAACGUGUGCCUGAAUUCAGCACAUUGACUAUGCAAAUAUCUAUUGAAACACAACAUGUGUGUACGUUUAAUAUGACAAAAAAAUACUGACAGUGCAAAAUCAGUAAAUACAGUCAAUAUACAGUACAACAUAAUUCCCUACAUAAUUUACUCUUUAAAGCAAACUCUCUCAUCAGGUAUCAGGCUUUUAAAGCAUUUAAAUAUUGCUAUAAUUGUUCUUUGUAGUUUUCUUCUUGCUCAACUCAUAUAUGCACAGAAAUUUUUACAAAUAUUAGUUUAAGUUCCUAUCCAUAUAUAUUAUCCUAUAUAUUAUCAAUUUAUUAUCAUUUUAAUCGGUGUAUAACUAUAGUAUCCAUUAAAAAAACAUUUGGAUUAAGUUACUAGCUGUAUGCGGCAGGGAUAUAAUUUUUCCCCCCUCCGUUUAAAACACAAAGCAUAUACAAAAGGAUUAGAUUCAACAAAACAUGAUAUUUAUCUUGAUAACAUUUACCUACUUAAUAAAUGUAAUAAACAAUGACUUAUUUUUGUGUGGUAAGUUUUGUUUUAAUAUGUUUUAAUAUAUAUAAAUGUUUUACUUUGGGUGAGUUCUGUACUAGGACUAUUUACUACCAUAAAUAAUACAAAAUAUCUGCCAAGUUUUUAUUAACUACAUAUAAUGCAAAAGUGUUUGUUAUAUUCUAAAGAAGUAUGGCUUAACCUUUUGUCAAGAUUUAAUAAAAAUCAUGUUAAUGGCAUGUGUAUUAAUUACAUAUACAUUCAUGUGAAAAAAUUCGGACAGCCCAUGAAAGCCUGUGUUUUCACACAGAGAUCAUUGCAGCUGGUCCCUCCUCCUCUCCAUUUGUCAUAAUUAGUUUUGGCUCAGUUUCUUUAAUUUAAAUUGACUUUGUUUCACAAAAUCUUCUGAUGGUAUUUUAUAGUCUGACCUAUUGAAUUAACACGAAUGUGUUUCUGACAUAGAAUAAAGUAGUUCUAUUAGACGCUCUGGACCGCAGCAUCUGCUAAAUGCUUUAAAUAAUUCAAUUUUAUAAAUAAAGUCAAUUCUUUUUGUAAAUGCU